AUGCCCGUUGUUGCCAAGGAGACCUUCGGAUCUCCCGUCCCGUACGCGGAGCCUAGUUGGUACACCAAGGGCCACAGCAGCCCCUACUAUACUCAGUCCCACGUUGAAUGGCGGGUCAGGUGCCGCAAGUUUGUAGAAGAUGAGGUCAUGCCCAACGUCAGUGAGUGGGAGAAGGAGAAGGCCAUUCCCAUGGAGAUCUACGCGAAGUGCUACAGGGCUGGCCUCCUGCCCAGUUUGGUCGGCCCUAAGGGUUACGACUAUGCCGAUCCCGCCGUUGCUGCCAAGCCCCAAGGCUUCGACUACUUCCACGAGCUCAUCUUCAUUGACGAGCUCUGCAGGUGUGGAUCUGGUGGCGUCAUGUGGGGUAUGAUGGGUGGCCUCAACAUUGGUUUGCCAACUGUGUUAAACUUUGGUACGUCUGAGAUGAAGGCAAGGGUGGCCCCUCCUUGUGUACGUGGGGAGAAGAAUAUUUGCCUAUGCAUCACGGAACCUCACGCUGGCAGUGAUGUCGCCAAUAUCAGGACUACUGCUAAGCUCACUCCGGAUGGAAAGCACUAUAUAGUCAACGGUCAGAAGAAAUGGAUAACUAAUGGUAUUUUCUCCGACUAUUUCUCUGUCGCGGUCCGCACAGGUGGCUCUGGUAUGAAGGGAAUAUCUAUGCUGUUGGUCGAAAGGGGCAUGCCUGGUCUCAAGACCACCAGACUGGACUGCCAGGGUGUGCUAUCGAGCGGCACUACUUUCGUUGAAUUCGAUGAUGUGAAAGUCCCCGUGGAGAACCUUAUAGGUAAGGAGAAUGACGGCUUCAAGGUUAUCAUGUAUAACUUCAACCACGAGCGUUGGGGCCUCAUCAUACAGGCCGUGCGGUUCUCGAGGAUCCUCUAUGAACUCUCGUUCAAGUAUGCACAGAAGAGGAAGACCUUUGGCAAGACCCUUAUGGAACAUCCGGUGAUUCGCUGGAAGUUGGCAGAGAUGUCCAGACAGAUUGAAGGGACCAGUCAUUGGCUUGAAAGCGUUACCCACCAGAUGUCAACUAUGCCGUGGGUGGAAAGUAUGGACGCUUUGGGAGGCACCAUUGCUCUGAUGAAGGCCCACAGCACUAAGGUGUACGAGUACUGUGCUCGAGAGGCGGCCCAGAUAUUCGGCGGUAACGCCUAUACAAAGAGUGGUCUCGGCGAAGUGGUGGAACGGCUUUAUCGUGAUGUCCGUGCUUUGGCUAUUCCUGGCGGCUCGGAGGAGAUCUUGCUGGAUCUGGGCAUCAGGCAGGCUGAUAGACAGUAUAAGAAGGCUAUGAGCAAACUAUAA
Molecule: messenger RNA, 1302 nt
Organism: Perkinsus marinus ATCC 50983
Lineage: Eukaryota; Perkinsozoa; Perkinsida; Perkinsidae
Product: Acyl-CoA dehydrogenase, putative
Exons: 2
Coding region: 1-1302 (433 amino acids)
Molecular function (GO): oxidoreductase activity, acting on the CH-CH group of donors; flavin adenine dinucleotide binding
Source: RefSeq, a predicted model, not a curated record